Messenger RNA from Umbelopsis ramanniana AG, 2356 nucleotides. RefSeq lists its product as uncharacterized. Gene Ontology annotation, molecular function: protein binding. The transcript is spliced from 17 exons. The coding region runs from base 36 to 2231 and encodes 731 amino acids. The record is from RefSeq and is a predicted model, not a curated record. Gene Ontology annotation, biological process: positive regulation of TOR signaling. Lineage: Eukaryota; Fungi; Mucoromycota; Umbelopsidomycetes; Umbelopsidales; Umbelopsidaceae.
GGGUGCUCUCUGAGUUUGAGCAAGGCUUUGUGAGGAUGCCUGCCAAUAGCCGCGGGCAGUUUCCAACCUUUGGCUCACAGACUGGUUUUAACCCGUCAAGAUUAUCUUCUGAUUCCACCAUUGUCACUGAAUCCGCCACACCUUCUCAAUCUGACGGCCAGGAGUCACAAUCCCCAAUGGAUACUUUGAACGCCCCACCUUACCAACCUCUCCGCUACCAACUUCCGGGAGCAUUAAAUGCAUUGAGCAGCUCACCUGAUGGGGAAUAUGUAGUAGUUGCUGGACGUGAAGUCCUAAAAGUGCUGCAUGUUACGACGCAGGAGGUUACCGAAUAUAUCAACCUACGAACCGGAAGCAACCUUAGUCUCAAUUAUAGCAGCAAUGACGUGAAAUGGGGAAAUAACGCAACGAAAAACAAGAUUGCAACAGCAGCUACAAACGGAGCAAUCAUUAUAUGGGAUCUCAACAAAAGCGGACGAAAGACAGAUCGUGUUAUAUCCGAGCAUACCAGAGCUGUCAAUCGAGUUUGUUUUCAGCCCAAUAGUGGAUUCACUUUAUUGAGUGCCUCACAAGACGGUAACAUAAAAGCAUGGGACUUGCGAGACCCAAAAUCGUUGGCUAAGUACAGCUACGAAGGAAAGUCUGAAAGCGUCAGAGAUGUCCAAUUUAAUCCGUUGCAUACGUAUGAAUUCGCUGCGGGCUUUGAGACGGGAACUAUUCAGAAAUGGGAUAUGCGUAACCUAAAACCUAUAUACGAUCGAAAAGUCAGCGCUCAUAACGGACCUUGUUUGACUGUGGACUGGCAUUCCGACGGUAGAACCCUCGCCAGUGGAGGCAGAGAUCGGACCAUCAAGGUGUGGGACAUGAACUCGGAUAGCAGAAAACCACAGUAUACCAUUCGCACCAUGGCAUCAGUAUCACGAAUACAAUGGCGUCCUGGAUACGAUAAUGAAAUCGCAUCAUGCGCUUUGUUAUCAGACAACGGUCUACAUGUGUGGGAUGUAAGACGGCCCAAUAUUGCAAAAUAUACGUUUGAUGAGCAUAGUACAACGCCAACAGGCUUCCAAUGGCUUUCGUCCGAUACCAUCAUCUCUUGUGCGAAGGAUCGCUAUUUUAUGCGACAUGACAUUGUUGGUGCCUAUCAGCCUAUCGAACUUUUACGAAAAAAUGGUAUUGGAUGGAACAUUCAUGGUGAUCUUGUCUUCUCAAUUGAUAAGAGUGCUGGAGACUCUUUUGUAGAUGAAAUCUCGACUCCCGGAGUGACCAGCCCAGCGAACAGAAAACAACGUAGAUCAAGAACCAGCACAGGAGAUGAGAUGCCACUGCAAUAUAUACCCCCUCAAACUUGUGGAAUUGCUCAUCUACCGCUAUUUGAUUAUGAAACCUUCUCUGUUUUUGCACAAAAUUACGUGACAUCUGGCGAAGACAUAAAAAUGGCUUGUGAAACCAAUGCAAAGAUUGCUUGGAGCAUGCAAAGAUUCAGAGCGGCACAAACGUGGAAGAUUAUACAGUUAUUAUUUGCCGACAUGGACGAUGAAGCCAGUAGUUCAGUCAAUGCAUCAGAUAAUGGCUAUGUUAAAGCACUGGAAGAUAAUACGGUAAACGGCACUGAUGCGGCAAGUGAGACGGACUCAGAAACAUCGUUAAGGCAAGGAGGAAAUGAUUACAAAGAUCAUGAUGAUCUCUCAUCGUCAUCAUCAGAGAGCAAUGAGAUAUCUAGUAUGUCACAAAAUCAAGAAAUCGUCAAUGAUUUACUCUCAUAUUACACCGAACAGAGCGACGUUCAAAUGUGUGUCACGCUAUUUCUUGUCAUCCAGCAACACGUACAUGUUGGAUUAGAGCAACUGGAGGAUUGGUUUACAAGCUAUAUAGAUUUGCUACACAGGUUCAAGCUAUGGACUUCUGCUACCGAUAUCAUCAAUGCUUGUCCGAUAGAAGCAGUCAGGACUAUCAAUAUGAAUGCCACUACGAUAAAUAUAGCGUGCAACAAUUGCUUUAAACUGGUACUGAGUACCGCUCGAGCGUCUUGGGCGUGUGAUAAGUGUCACAAGCUUUUGAACCCUUGCUCGCUAUGCCAUCAAACAGUCCGAGGGUUGUAUGUAUGGUGUCAAGGUUGUAACCAUGGCGGACACUUGGAGCAUAUGCGAGACUGGUUCUCAAAUAACUCUCAAUGCCCCACAGGCUGUGGACAUACUUGUACUUUGGAUAUGAGCACUCGUAGUCAUAGCUAGAAACUAGUUAUAACUAACAAUGCUUUGUAUAAUGUCUUAUUAGAUAAUGGUAUUUUUUUUUUUCUCUGUUGUUUCUUUUAAAUUUGCCAACCCAUAUGCUCAUCCAGUUAGCGUAACUGUGUACU